AUGUAUUUCAUUUCAACAGCUAACAAUGGGCAUCUACACAAGCCAUUACAGCGUGGUAACAGAGAACUAACAUACAAUUUCAAUUAUACGAAAGAUGCCAUUCGACCCGCUGCUCAAUACUUUAUCGAAUAUCCUGUAAAGGGCCCCAAAUAUCGAGAUCAAUUUGGGGAGUUCGGUAACCGUAUUCAAGUAUUACGACAAUGGGUUGAACUAUCCGACUUACACAAUGACCAAGACUUUCUUGAAAAUACAGUUGAAAAAAUGGCACGAGCCACUGUUCCGUUCAUUAUCAACAAAGAGCCAGAUAACAUAGAGAAUCCUACACCAUUUUCUGAUUUAAGACGCUCUUUUGUACCCGGUUCAAAGGGUAUUAUCAUAUCUACGGGUAACAAGGCAGUAAGGUACGCUAUUCAUCUGGCUGUUUCUAUCAGAGAGGUCUUUAACUGCAGUCUUCCCAUUUUAAUCACGUACGCAGGCCCAGAUGAUCUUCAAUACCUGUCUCGUGAAACCUUCAGUGCCAUUGUUGAAAACAUUGAGUUUGCCGACCUUAGCUAUGCUUUCAAUGAAGAUAUCACUUCACUAAGAAGUGGCGAGUACGCUGUCAAGCCAUUUAGUGCGUUGGUUAGCAAAUUCGAACAUAAUCUCAUUCUGGACGCUGAUACUGUCCUACUUCAGUCCCCCGAAGUAUUUUUUGAACAACAAGGUUACAAAGAUACUGGUGCGCUAUUCUUCCAUGAUAGACUACUGAAUGAAACUAAGUUUAAAGAGAGUGUACUUUGGCGCAAGAAACAAUUAGGAAAAAGUACACCUAGUAAGCAGCUCAAUUUAACAACUCCACUGACAUGGAUUGAUAGAUACUCUGAACAGGCUGAUGCGGGGGCAGUUGUUUUGGACAAGUCGAGAUUAUCGGUUCUCAUGGGCUUGUUACAUACUUGCUGGCAAAAUACUCGUGCUGUAAGAGAUGAAGUCACAUUUCAACUGGGUCAUGGAGAUAAAGAAACUUGGUGGUUUGGUUUUGAACUUAGUAAUAGUUCCUACUCAUUUGAUAAAAGUUUUGGCAUAGCAAUUGGCGAGCUCACUGAGAAGAAUAAAGACGACGAGAAAGAUGUGGACAAAGUUUGCGGUUUUGCUUUAGCCCAUACGGAUCAGGACGACAAGUUACUAUGGUACAAUGGUGGUCUACUGAAAAACAGAAAUGGAAAUCAGACUGAGUUCAACAUUCCCCGUCACUGGAUGACAGGCGGAAGCUGGAAUAAAAUUAAGGAUAAUGAGAUGAGUUGUAUGAGAAACUCCACAGUGCAUGAAUUGACGCCGGAGGAGACUACUAUUCUCUCACGUACCAUCAUGCUAGCUAAAAAGUAUGACCAACAGGAACAGCUUAUAGAUGAAGAGGCAGAAAAGGAAAAGGAGCGUGAAGAAAAAGAAAGAAAGGAAAAGGAAGAAAAAGAGAAAAAGAUAAAGGAAGAAAAAGAGAAAAAGAUAAAGGAAGAAAAAGAGAAAAAGGAGAAAGAAGAAAAAGAGAAGAAGGAGAAGGAGGAAAAGGAGAAGAAGGAGAAGGAAGAGAAAGAACAGAAAGAAAAGGAGAAAGAAGAGAAAGUUAAACAGGACGAGAAAGACGAGAACGAGAAGGAUGAAAAUGGGGAUAAGGCUAAGGAACAAAAUGAGAAGAAAGAAAGAUAA
Sugiyamaella lignohabitans is the source of this 1680-nucleotide messenger RNA. It is a transcript of the gene MNT2, whose product is annotated as Mnt2p. The record is from RefSeq and is a predicted model, not a curated record. Gene Ontology annotation, cellular component: Golgi apparatus. Gene Ontology annotation, biological process: protein O-linked glycosylation. Bases 1 to 1680 code for a protein of 559 amino acids. The transcript has a single exon. NCBI's taxonomy places the organism in Eukaryota, Fungi, Ascomycota, Dipodascomycetes, Dipodascales, Trichomonascaceae. Gene Ontology annotation, molecular function: alpha-1,3-mannosyltransferase activity.